CCACACGUUGUUUUGUAGUCAUAAACGUGUGGCUUAAAAAAAUAGUCACGUAUGCCAUUUUUUAGUGGGUAAAAUUAGAUUCUUGAUGAAUUGUCGUUCCUUCCGUACUUAAUGUAGGUGUCACUGUGKAAUUUAACGAGUUGUCACUUGAAUCUGGUGGCAUAUAUCUGAGUCGAGAACGUUAUAGAAACCGGAUUAGCUUGCUAGCUCAUUCCUCUUGUUGGUAACUGGCAGCAGCAGCAUGGCAGCGGUGCUGGAGCUCAUCGCUGGCAGCUAUGAGCAAAUUACUUUCGGAUACCGAGUAAAAACUGGGGGAAACGACUGGACAGCCAAACCUGACUUUACACAUCACGCUCACACAGCUUCAGUAUCAGCUGUGGCGGCCAGCGAGAGGUUUGUGGUUACGGGAAGCAAAGAUGAAACUAUACAGUUAUACGACAUGCAGAAGAGAACAGAACAUGGRGCUCUGCUGCAUCAUGAAGGUACCAUCACUUGCCUGGAGUUCUAUGGUUCGUCCCACUUGCUGAGUGGAGGGGAAGACGGGCUCCUGUGUGUGUGGAGCACAAAGAAGUGGGAGUGCAUGACGAGCAUCAAAGCUCAUAAAGGUCACGUCACUUCGCUCUCUGUCCAUCCGUCGGGUAAACUAGCGCUAUCGGUCGGGACGGACAAGACUCUGAGAACCUGGAAUCUCAUCAAUGGCAGGUCGGCUUUUAUCAAAAACAUCAAACAGAAUGCACACAUUGUCAGAUGGUCUGCAGAWGGCGACAGAUAUGUGGUGGUGGUGGAYGACAAAAUUGAUAUCUACAAGCUGGAGACGGCGUCUGUAACGGGAACGAUCGCAAGCCCGAAGAGGAUCUCAUCUGUAAAAUUCUUAAACAACUCUGUCCUGGCCGUCGCAGGAGACGAUGAAACCGUGAGGUUCUGUGAUGUGGAAAAAGCUAAAUGGGUUUGUGAGUUUAAGGCUCAUGAAACGAGAGUAAAAGCAGUCGACAGUUUGAUUGUGGAUGAUUACUGCGUGCUUUUAACAGCUUCAAAUGAUGGUUUCAUCAAAAUGUGGAAACUCCAUCUGAAAGAGGAGCUGGAGCCUCCUGUUCUACUGGGGGAAGUGAACACAACAGCUAGACUGACGUGCCUCGCCGUAUGGAGACCUUCGUCAGUGCAGCCGAUAUCUGAUGGUCCGUCUAAAGCAACAACAUCUGAAGAACUUGCUCAGGAACUUGCCAAGAAGAAGAGAGCCCGAGCGAUAGCAGAAAAAGUAAUUGUAGAGGACGAGAGCAAACCCAAAAAGAAGAAGAAAAGUGGCGGAAAAAAGACUGUCAAGCAAUAAAAAAUAUUCUUAACUCAU
Poecilia reticulata (guppy) is the source of this 1345-nucleotide messenger RNA. RefSeq names its product PAK1 interacting protein 1 (gene pak1ip1). The record is from RefSeq and is a predicted model, not a curated record. NCBI's taxonomy places the organism in Eukaryota, Metazoa, Chordata, Actinopteri, Cyprinodontiformes, Poeciliidae. Gene Ontology annotation, molecular function: protein binding.